Messenger RNA from Polistes dominula (European paper wasp), 3732 nucleotides. It is a transcript of the gene dachs, whose product is annotated as unconventional myosin-IXb-like dachs. Gene Ontology annotation, biological process: actin filament organization. Gene Ontology annotation, molecular function: actin filament binding; ATP binding; cytoskeletal motor activity. Gene Ontology annotation, cellular component: cytoplasm; myosin complex; membrane. NCBI's taxonomy places the organism in Eukaryota, Metazoa, Arthropoda, Insecta, Hymenoptera, Vespidae. The record is from RefSeq and is a predicted model, not a curated record.
UGGUAUGGGCAUGCUCUUACCGGAUGAAACAUACGAGGAACGUUCCUCCUUUAAUUCAAUAAACAAUAAUACUACUGAAGAUCUUUUUGAUGAUAUCGAUGAAUACGAAGCUGCCAAAGCGUUAGCCGUUUUACAAAAGUGCGACGAUUUUUUGAAGAGGAACGGCAUCAGGCCCGAAUUUUUCUGCAAACAUCGAGAAAAAUUGGCACUGCAGAGUUGGCUACUACAAAAAUCUAAAUUGUCUUCAGAUGCUUCGUCCUCGAACGAAGCUGUACACCUACAGCAACGUCUAAAGAGCCUGAGCACGGAACUGGUGACCCUGAGGAACCGGCUACAUGUAAGCCAACCUCCAAACGGUGGUUCAGUGCCGUCACCAGGAACGCAAGGUGCCCUGUCGAAAAAUCCUGAGAAGGGUACUUCUGUUGUUGGUGUUGGUGUUAAUAGCAAUACUGGUAGUGGUGGUACUGGUAAUGGUGCACCUUCCUCGCCAGCACCAGCCGUACCACCAAGGACCAGCUUACCACCUGCAUUCACGGUAUCCCAUGGAAUCGGCCAUCUGAAUGGUCACUCGUCCAACCAUUCCACCAGUCACACGCUCACGGCAUCCGCGAUCGUUCAUCCUCACGUCAAUCACGCCUCUGCGAACACACUCAGCCACAACGCAACUCUUGCGAAUAAUUUCAUAUCUGAUUUAGAUCCAACGAAGCGGCACAACGGCGUGUCGGAUGAUGGUAUAGUAUCUUGCGUGACAGCCCUUGGUUGCCUACGAUCACCUCCAAUCUCCAGUAUUAUCGCCGACGUGAAGAACGCAAAGAGUAAUCAAGGCCAGCAUCGAUGUCUCCCAAAAUCAGCUACCACGCCGGCCACCACUGGUCCUCCAACCUCCACGGCCUUGGACGAUCUCAUUCAUUUACCUGGUCCUCUCACGGAGGAUGCGGUACUCAAAUGCCUUCAGGCUCGUUUUUGUGCUAAACAAUAUCACACAAACGUGGGUCCUAUCUUGGUCAGCAUCAAUCCCUAUACGGAUGUUGGAAAUCCAUUGACCUUGACGAGUACCAGGGCCGUACCAUUAGCACCUCAAUUGAACAGGGUCGUUCAGGAAGCUGUAAGGCAACAAUCAGAGACUGGCUAUCCACAAGCAAUUAUACUUUCUGGAACGAGCGGAUCCGGGAAAACGUAUGCCUCAAUGUUAUUACUUCGGCAACUUUUCGACGUAGCUGGCGGUGGCCCGGAAACAGACGCUUUUAAACAUCUGGCAGCUGCAUUCACGGUUCUAAGAUCUUUGGGAUCUGCUAAAACUGCCACGAACUCGGAAAGUUCGAGAAUAGGUCACUUCAUCGAGGUACAAGUUACUGAUGGAGCAUUGUACAGAACGAAAAUUCAUUGCUAUUUCUUGGAUCAGACUAGAGUGAUCCGACCAUUGCCAGAUGAGAAAAAUUAUCAUAUAUUUUAUCAGAUGUUGGCUGGAUUGUCUCACGAAGAAAGAGUCAAACUCAAUUUGGAGGGAUAUAAUCUCAAAAAUUUGAGGUACUUACAAAAUGGUGAUACUCGACAGGACGAAGCAGAAGAUGCGAUAAGAUUUCAAGCUUGGAAAGCAUGCUUGGGUGUACUUGGUAUACCUUUCCUCGAUGUUGUAAGAGUACUAGCUGCAGUGUUGAUUCUCGGUAACGUGGGAUUCACCGACGGACCUGGUGUUGAGGUUGGUGUAAUCGGAGAAAAUGAACUCGCUUCAGUGGCUACACUUUUGGGUGUUCCACCACCUGCUCUUCUCAGAGGUCUUACAUCGAGAACCCACAAUGCUCGAGGACAAUUGGUUAAAUCGGUUUGCGAUGCAAACAUGUCAAACAUGACGAGAGAUUCCCUGGCUAAAGCUCUUUAUUGUCGUACCGUGGCAACCAUUGUCAGAAGAGCUAAUAGUUUAAAGAGAUUAGGAUCAACACUUGGAACUCUUUCAUCCGAUUCUAACGAGUCUGUUCAUAAUCAAGCAGAAGUAACCAGUCAGCAUGCCUCCACUAUCGGCAGCUCUGCUGGUGGGACAGGUUCUAGGAGCAUGACAGCUUUGAAUAAUGCCGUGAGACAUGCCACAGAUGGUUUCAUAGGAAUUUUAGAUAUGUUCGGAUUCGAAGACCCCAAACCAAGUCAAUUGGAACACCUUUGUAUAAAUCUCUGUGCUGAAACUAUGCAACAUUUUUAUAACACACACAUAUUUAAAAGUUCUAUUGAAAGUUGUCGCGAUGAAGGUAUUAGGUGUGACGUUGAGGUGGACUAUGUUGACAAUGUACCUUGUAUCGAUCUCAUUUCUUCUUUGCGAACCGGUCUGCUCAGUAUGUUGGACGUUGAAUGCUCAAUACGUGGUACUGCGGAAAGUUACGUAGCUAAAGUGAAAAUUCAACAUAAGCAAAAUCCUCGACUCUUCGAACCUAGACCAGUAGAUUGCAGAUCUUUCGGGAUUCAACAUUUUGCUGGUAGAGUCACGUACGAUGCAUCAGACUUUUUAGACACAAACAAGGAUGUUGUUCCUGAUGAUUUGGUCGCAGUAUUUUACAAACAUACUUGCAGUUUUGGUUUCGCUACUCAUUUGUUUGGCAGUGAAUUGAAAGCUUUGUACGCAAAUGACACUGUUCCGAGAGGUGUCAGUUUUAGGAUAUCACCGACUUCCCAUACGGAUCUUUUAAACGGGGAUGAACCAAUUUCAACGUUAACGCAAGAUUUUCACACGAGGUUGGACAAUCUGUUGAGAACUUUGGUUCACGCUAGGCCACAUUUUGUUAGAUGCAUCAGAAGCAAUGGAACUGAAACUCCUAUGCAUUUGGACAGAGGUGUAGCGAUGAGGCAAAUACGUUCUCUGCAAGUUCUUGAGACUGUUAAUUUAAUGGCUGGUGGUUAUCCGCAUAGGAUGAGAUUCAAAGCGUUUAACGCGAGAUACAGAUUGAUCGCACCUUUCAAACAACUGCGUCGUGCUGAAGAACAAGCUGUCGAGGAUACCAAACUUAUUUUACAGAAUGCCCAACAAUUGAAAAAUAAAUUUGGAGCUAGUACGAGUUGGGCACUUGGUAAGAGACACAUUUUCCUUAGCGAGGGUAUACGUCAACAACUUGAAUGCUUACGUUCGGAAACAAGAAGGAAAGCUGCUACGGUGAUUCAGACUACGUGGAGGGGUUGGAGAGUACGAAGAAGAUGGCCAUUAAGAAGAACUAUGUGUGUAUCAACGGUCAUUGGUCAGAAAAAACUUCAACAAGCAACAACUGGUAAUGCUGGAACCGUUCAAAGAAAUGUUACAGCUGGAACAGGAACUGGAACUGGUACUCGUCCUAGACCACAACCAAUUGCUGGAACACCUCCGCCAGAUCCUUCGGAAAAAUGUGCCGAUCAAAAAAUGAUUCAACAAACUUGUACACUUUUUGGACUUGAUUUGGAACGUCCACCACCAUUACCACCAAGUAGAUCUUAUACCGUGGCUGGUAAUACGAAAAUGGGAUAUCCUCAAACGAGGAUCAUGAAGAUGCCUUUCCCAGAAGAAGGGGAAGGAGAGGUGGUGUUAUUGAAAGGUGAAACGGUGUUAGUCGUUGGAGCAUCUCAGAGACGAGGACAUCUUUUAGUAGAACAUAACAAUACUACAUUACACGUGCCGUAUCAAUUCAUGGAAUUGAAACAUAAUAAUCACGUUUAAUAACGCACUCGUUUAUGAUUUUAAUCUCUCAACUUAUAAUAUUUCAAAAAAUUCGUUUCAUA